Molecule: messenger RNA, 1299 nt
Organism: Podospora bellae-mahoneyi
Lineage: Eukaryota; Fungi; Ascomycota; Sordariomycetes; Sordariales; Podosporaceae
Exons: 2
Coding region: 1-1299 (432 amino acids)
Source: RefSeq, a predicted model, not a curated record
AUGUCAGCGCUUACCCCGACUGAUGCGCCUCCGCCGCCGCCGCCACCGCCAGAUGGCCUACCUCCGGGCAUUCCUGUUACCGAACGGGCGGCGCACCUUGCCCAGACCUUCAUCGGCGUUACCUCAAUACUGAUGGCCUUGUGUCUGAUCACCUUCUUCACGCGUAUCUACCAACGGGUCUUUCCUGUGUUCAAGAUGGGUCUGGACGACUGGUUCAUCAUUAUUGGCUUCAUCCUAGCAAUAGCAGACUGGUCCCUCCUCUUCCCGCUCAUGGUCCCCAAACCAGGCUACAUCCCCUUCUCCCGCGGCACCGAAGCCGGCAAGCACUCCUGGCUCGCCAUCCCCGUCUGGGGGUUGGCCAUGACGUGCAUCAAGAUCUCGAUUGCGCUUACACUCUUACGAAUCCGAGGCUCCGAAAGAAAGUGGAGGGUAUUCUUGUACACCAUCAUCGUCAUCCUGGCCAUCUACGGGAUAGGCAACACAAUAUUCUGCCUGGCUAUCGCGUGCCAGCCGUUGCAGGCGGCUUGGGAUGUGUUGACCCCCGGUGGGAGGUGUGUACCGGUGGAGAUAAUGAAGGCCGUUUCUGAUUUAGGUUCGGGGAUCAACAUCACGACCGAUCUGCUGUUGAGUCUGACACCGAUAACUUUCUUGAGAAAGCUGAACAGGCCGUUGAGGGAGAGGGUGUUUGUUUGCGUGCUGAUGGGGAUGGGGCUGUUGGCAAGUGUGAGCAGUAUUGUCAAGACGGUUAUCAUCAAGGAUUGGGGGGACCCGACGGCGGAGGUGGAUGAUUGGUGGGCUAUGGGGGUUAGUAUCUGUACUUGGACUGCGUUGGAGCAGCUCUUGGGGGUGUUGGCGGCUUGUGUACCGGCUAUGAAGGGGGUGUUUCAACGGUGCUUGGGGGGGCUGGGGGUGGAUAUCACUGUUGGGGGGAGCAAGAGGCAGCGGUCGGGACAGGGGGGGAAUUAUUACUUGAGGACCUUUGGGAGGGGUAGGGGGACGGGGACAGUGAGGAGUGGAGGUGGUGAUGGGGAGAGGGUCCGGUCGGGGACUUUUGAGAGUUUGGGGAGUUCUGGUGGGAAUCGGUUCUCGAGUGUGAGGCAGGUUGGGGUUGUGAAGGAUGAGGAACAUGGGACGGUGGCGGUGGUGGAGUAUGACGAGGAGGUAGGAAUUGAUCUGCCUGAAAUGAGGAGGCAGGCGUCGACAGUGCAGUCGGUGGAUGGAUCUGCUGGGAGAGGGGACUUGGAAAGAGGACACUCGAGGGGGUCGGAGGGUGAGAAGUUUCCUGCUCAUGCUUUAUAA